AUGACCGGCUCACUGCGCUACAUGGCGCCCGAGGUCGCGCUGUACAUGCCCUACAACCGCAAGGCGGAGGCAUUCUCCUUCACCUCGGUCCUCUACCAUGUGCUUUCGCGGCGGAGGCCCUUUUCCCACCUCACGCCUGAGCUCUACCUCGAUCGAGUCUGCCGCGGCGACCUGCGCUGCCCGCUCGGCAAGUGGCCGGCCGAGGUGCAAGCCCUCAUGUCUGCGGGCUGGGCGUCGGAGCCGUCACAGCGCCCGGACUUCGCGCAGAUCGUGUCCAUCCUGGAGCGGGCGCUGGAGAGGCUGUCUUCGUAG
Emiliania huxleyi CCMP1516 is the source of this 312-nucleotide messenger RNA. RefSeq lists its product as hypothetical. The transcript has a single exon. Gene Ontology annotation, molecular function: ATP binding; protein kinase activity. NCBI's taxonomy places the organism in Eukaryota, Haptophyta, Isochrysidales, Noelaerhabdaceae. Gene Ontology annotation, biological process: protein phosphorylation. Bases 1 to 312 code for a protein of 103 amino acids. The record is from RefSeq and is a predicted model, not a curated record.